Molecule: messenger RNA, 432 nt
Organism: Dromiciops gliroides (monito del monte)
Lineage: Eukaryota; Metazoa; Chordata; Mammalia; Microbiotheria; Microbiotheriidae
Product: ATP synthase F(0) complex subunit C3, mitochondrial-like
Biological process (GO): proton motive force-driven ATP synthesis; proton transmembrane transport
Molecular function (GO): proton transmembrane transporter activity
Source: RefSeq, a predicted model, not a curated record
AUGUUCCCCUGUGCCAAACUCGUGCUCCCCGCUCUGAUCCGUGCUGGAUCCGGAAUUGUAUACAGACCAAUUUCUGCAGCAGUGUUGUCUCGACCAGAGGUCAGGACUGGAGAGGGCAAUACAGUAUCUUAUGGGGCCCAGAAGAGGGUAUCUCAGCUAGCACUAAGGGAGUUCCAGACCAGUGCUAUCAGCAAAGACAUUGAUACUGCUGCCAAAUUUAUUGGUGCAGGUGCUGCCACAGUAGGAGUGGCUGGUUCUGGUGCUGGUAUUGGAACUGUCUUUGGUAGUCUGAUUAUUGGUUAUGCCAGAAACCCCUCACUGAAGCAGCAGCUGUUCUCAUAUGCUAUCCUGGGAUUCGCCUUGUCUAAAGCUAAGGGUCUCUUUUGUUUGAUGGUUGCCUUCUUGAUCUUGUUUGCCAUUUAAUAAAUUGCU